Loa loa (African eye worm) is the source of this 2082-nucleotide messenger RNA. RefSeq lists its product as hypothetical. Gene Ontology annotation, biological process: protein folding in endoplasmic reticulum. The transcript is spliced from 11 exons. NCBI's taxonomy places the organism in Eukaryota, Metazoa, Nematoda, Chromadorea, Rhabditida, Onchocercidae. Gene Ontology annotation, molecular function: misfolded protein binding; protein-folding chaperone binding. The record is from RefSeq and is a predicted model, not a curated record. The coding region runs from base 9 to 1523 and encodes 504 amino acids. Gene Ontology annotation, cellular component: endoplasmic reticulum.
AGAUCAUAAUGCCACUGCACUGGACAGAAGACAGAUAUACGGGAGUAGUGACUAGCUGGGAUUUCGUUCGUCUGCAAGUUGAUCUGAUAUGGAUCUUCAUGGUGUUCAUAUUCCGAGCAGUAGAUUGUAGCCAAAUAGAAGUUAGUAAACAUAUGGAAAUGGGACGACAGUUCCUGUCCAAGGGUCAAUUUGUCGAUGCCUUAAGCCAUUAUCAUGCAGCCAUAGAUUUAGAUCCCAAAAAUUAUCAAACUUUGUAUAGCCGCGCAACAGUGUACCUUGCUAUUGGUAAAUCCAAAGCAGCGCUGCCUGAUCUGGAUUCAGUGAUUAGGCUUAAGCCAGAUUUUAUUGCUGCUCGCAUCGAAAGAGGAAAUGUGUUGUUGAAGCAAGGAGAUAUACAGCAGGCAAAGGCCGACUUUGAGGCUGCUGCAAAAGCAGAUCCAUCAAAUACAGAAAUAUCGAAGAAGUUGGUAUCAAUUGAAAAAGUAAGACAAAUCAUUGAUGAAGCUGAUGCUUAUUUUGGUGCCGGUGAUCAUAUUUCUGCAGAAUCGCAUUAUAGUAGUGCUAUAGAAGUUUGUCAGUGGCAUGCGAAUUUGUACAGAAAUCGUGCAAAAUGCCGAGAGAAACUCGGAGAUGUGCAAAAAGCAAUUGUAGAUUAUAGAACUGUCACGAAGUUAUUGCCGGAUAGCACGGAAACAUUCUACAAAAUCUCACAGCUUUAUUAUUUAACGGGUGAUGUUGAGGAAUCAUUGAAUCAAGUGCGCGAAUGUCUGAAACUAAAUCCAGAUGACGAGCUAUGUUUUCCUUUUUAUAAAAAAACAAAGAAGUUGGCGAAAAUGCGUGAAUCGCUUAAUCAACUGGUGCGAGAAGAGCGGUGGAUGGAUUGUUUAGACAAAGCGAUGCAAAUCUUGAAAGCUGAAAAAAAAGUGGAGAAUAUUCAACUGGACGUCUACAAGCAAACAUGCAAAUGCAAUCUAAAGGCUGGACACUUUGCUGAGUCGAUAGCGGCUUGUUCGGAAGUGCUUAAAUACGGUGAUCCGAAUGAUCUUGAUGUACUUUGCGAUAGGGCCGAGGCAUUUUUAAUGUAUGAGAAGUAUGAUGAAGCGAUUGAGGAUUAUCAGAAGGCAGUGAAUGGGCAUGAAGAAUCGGGACGAGCUAGGAAAGGUCUUCUCAGAGCGCAGAAACUGAAAAAACAAAUGGGAAGGAGAGAUUAUUACAAAAUCCUUGGCAUCAGGAAAAAUGCAAAUGAAAGGGACAUUCAUAAAGCGUACCGGAAAAAGGCAAAAGAAUGGCAUCCAGAUAAUUUCAGUGACGAAAAUCAAAAGAAAAUAGCAGAGAAGUAUUUUGUUGACAUUGCAGCAGCAAAAGAGGUGCUCACUGAUCCAGAAAAAAGGGCACAGUAUGAUAAUGGAGAAGAUCCGCUGGAUCCGGAACAGCAGCAAGGAGGCUUCCAGCAUCCCUUCCAAGGUGAAUUCCCGUUUGGCGAAAAUGGCGGCCCAUUUUCAUUCCAGUUUCACUUUGGCUAAAUCUUGCUUGUUUGUUGUUUUUUUUUUGGAUUAAUUUAUUUGCCUCUUCACGAAGUUAAGUGUAUACGGGUUGUUUAUUCUAAUAAUUUUGCAAUUUCCUCUCUUAUUUUCUCACAACAUAUAACAUGGAUAAACUUCCUUGUAGAAUUUGGGCAACAUGUCUUCCAUGUACUGAUGAGAUUAAAAUGUCCACUUUCACUUUUUGGUUCUGCUCACUUUCAAACCUCAUCUAGUAGUCGAAUCUGUGUCGGACAUGUGAUUCCUUUCACAAAUAUAAGCUUGACAAUUUCUUAUAAAAAGUCUGUGUUGGCAUUGUAAAUAUCAGCAAUGAAUCUUUGGUGUGCAUUGGAGGCAUGUCUGCAGUAAUGCUGAAAUACUACCUUGCUCUCAUUUCGCUAUUGCUUUUAUUUCUCCCGUUAGAGGUCAAAAGGUGAUACCGUGGAGAUAUUUCUGUUAUCUGUGGAUCGUUAAUGAAUGAAACACUAGUCUGACUUCUCUAUCACCUUAUACUGUUAUGCAUGCAUAUAUGGUAUUCAGUUUUGCUUAAUAAAUCAAACGU